Messenger RNA from Leguminivora glycinivorella, 1368 nucleotides. It is a transcript of the gene Sgf11, whose product is annotated as SAGA-associated factor 11 homolog. Gene Ontology annotation, cellular component: DUBm complex; SAGA complex. Gene Ontology annotation, molecular function: transcription coactivator activity. The record is from RefSeq and is a predicted model, not a curated record. The coding region runs from base 221 to 1135 and encodes 304 amino acids. The transcript has 4 exons. Lineage: Eukaryota; Metazoa; Arthropoda; Insecta; Lepidoptera; Tortricidae. Gene Ontology annotation, biological process: positive regulation of DNA-templated transcription; regulation of transcription by RNA polymerase II.
AAUCAUAGAUUCCUUACCAAAAUUCUUACUUUCUUUGAUAUCCCGGCAGUAUCCCGGAGGUACAUCUCUACGGCUGUCAACUGUCAACUUUGAAUCAUUCGAUGCGUCUCAAUCAUUCGUUCAUCGCCCCAUUCAGCUCCAUUCAUGGUCUUUGUUGAAUUGAGACAUUGAGAGUUGUGAAAAAUAAUUUGAUUUGAUUUAUUUAGUGUAAAUAAUCACAAUGAAUACCAUCGUAAGUGAGCUCAGUAUGAACGAUUUAAACCACAAAUUCUUUGAAAUAAUGCAAAGCGAAAGCAAUGCCGAAGAAGCAGCCAAUUUUAUUUACGAUAGUGUCCUGGACGAUGUCGCGAUUGGAUUUAUUUUUGAGUUCCACCACGGCUUGAAAACUGGGUUGACGGAUUUAUUAGAAGGAGAAAAAGAAGAUGAAGAGCCUUACAAAAUUAUAAACUCGCCGGAGUGCGAUGUGUUUGGAUUUUCCGUGUUAAAAAAGACCCCAGAUAGUAACUGUUCUUGCCCGAAUUGUGAAAGGCCCGUGUCGGCGACCAGGUUCGCUCCUCAUUUAGAAAAAUGCAUGGGAAUGGGUCGCAAUAGCUCCCGCAUUGCAUCCCGUCGUAUAGCCUCAAACAGCCGUGAGCCUACUUCGUACGCUGGACUCCUCAGUGACGAUGAAGAUGACGCCGACUGGGCUGGUGGCUCCUUGCAGAAUGAACGCAGGAAGAGAAGGAUUAAGAACAAUAACAAUAGGAAGCCUAAUAAACUUCAUAAUGGCAAUAACAGGAAUAAUGGAACUCAGAACUCUGAUUCAAAUGAUGGUGUUACAUAUGACACAAUGACUGCCAAUGACAAGAAAACCUUACUACUGCAGAUCUGCGGUGUUGUGUCCGAACACACAAAAAAAUUAUGCACUAGAUCCACCAGGUGUCCCCAACACACCGAGGAGCAGCGCCGGGCGCUCCGCAACACCGUCCUUGAGCCCUCGACCCCCGAGAGCGGGCUCGGGCCCGACGAUGCCGGCUCCCCGCCCGACUCCAGCCCGUCGUCCUCCUGUUCCUCGUCGAGCCGCAAGCGCGACCGUCACCGCGCGCCGCCCAAGCCUAAGAAUAAGAGGGGCAUGUCGCCUAAUGGGAGGGAGUAGCCUGCCAGUAUUCAGGUGCUUGGUUUAACCUUUUGAAGCACGCCUCCCUGCUGCCUAAAAUGAAAUGUCCACGCCCCCCACACGGGAACGUAAUUAAAUAACGUGUGUGCAUUUAUUUAGCUCCUCUGGGGGGCGCGCUCGGAGGAUUACCUAAAUCCCUAUUGCGUUGUGAAGGCGACCUUUGCAAAUCCUCCAAUGACGCCCACAGAAGCCUGGCUGUCAAAAAGUUAAAU